CUUCUUACCCUUUUGCUUAUUGCUCUUAAGGUCUCAGAAAGAAACAUGUUCUCUGAGAUUUUCCCAUUUGUCGUUCUGCUAUGCAGUGUAAGUGCAUCAGGACAAUAUGGUGAUAUCAACAAAGUUCCGACCUCAGGAGCUUCAUGCCGGACAGCAAAACAAGACAAGCUGACAGUGUGUGGUGUCCAGGCUUCUGAGCGUAUGGCACAGACAGACCUAACAAGGAUGAACAGAUACAGGUCUAUAAUUGAAUCUGUGUCUCGGAAGAUGGGCAUGGAUGCAGCUUUAAUUGCUGGAAUCAUAUCUCGGGAAUCUCGAGCUGGAAAUGUUCUUAUAAACGGGUGGGGUGACAAUGGCAAUGCCUUCGGUCUCAUGCAGGUUGAUAAAAGGUUCCAUAAAAUUUCUGGGGCCUGGAACAGCGAAGAGCAUGUUACACAAGGGACCGAGAUUCUGAUCGGCAUGUUUGCAUCCAUCAAAAGAAAAUUUCCUCAAUGGUCAACAGAGCAGCACCUGAAAGGUGCUGUUGCAGCAUAUAAUGCUGGUCCAGGAAAUGUAAUCAGCAAUGAUGUAGAUGUUCGCACUACAGGGAAAGACUACGCCAAUGAUGUUUUAGCUCGAGCAAAGUUUUAUAAAGGGAGGGGAUACUAAUUGAUUGGACUUUUUCUAUGAUCUUAUUUCUAGAAAAGGAAAUAAUUACAGCAUGACAGUAGCCUGUGAUCCUAUAACUACACUUUGUCUACUCAUUUUGGUAGCAUUUUUAUGCUUUUAUCAUUUUAUAUAACAAAGUAUAUUCUGUACAUGUAAAAUGUGUUGUAUUUGCAGUAAAUUACUAACUUGAGAUGAUGGAUCCUUAUUUACAAAUAUCAGUGAACUUCUAUUAUAGAAGGAGAAUUUGUCAGGUAGUUUGUGGAUAGAGAGAGGAAGGGGACCACCUAAAGCUGGAAAUUAAUGCCCGUAUUUGACUGGGCAGUUUGACCAAUUUUGACCAUACUACCCAACCAUUUGGACAUAUACGCUAAGGCUUUUCCUUCUGCCUGUAUUUUACUUUCACCACACAAUUAGAACUUUCCAUUCGCCAUUUAACCACCACACAUUACAGGUUGCCCACACCUUAGAAGGCCAUUGUUACUCUGUCUGAAUUGAGGACCAUGUUCCCAGUCAACUUAAUGUUCCCUUAGGAGGUCAUGCACAUUAGUGCAAGAAGAUGGGUUAUAAGGUUAGUGUUGUAUAUGCAAACACAAAACUGUAGCCCUGGAUAUGAUGACUGUACAGUAAUUUUGUGCCUGCCACCUCUUAUACCUUAAGCCUAGCAAAACUGAUAUUUAUCUUUCAAGGCAGAUAUCAUCCAUCUGAAAACUGCACAAUAAUCACUUCUUACCUUGCACCCAAUGAUUCUUGUCUAUCAUUUCGGACUAUUAAUACAGUGUCAUGACAUUACACAUCAAUUUACAAAGAUUAACAUUCACAUCAGUCCUUGCCCCAGUGGCACUUAUAACCUAGGGUCCCGACCAUGCCUACAUACAGAGAUGCCACUGCCAUGAGGCAAAGUAAGAAAAAGCAGAAAUCUUGUUUAAUUGGAAUUUUAGUUCUUCUAGUGCAAUGCAAUGGCCUCCCCCUUGCUAUGAGGCCAUUGCAUUGUCUGCACUAGGAGUGGCAGGGUCCCAGGAAUACCCCUGCCUACACAUACUAGGAAUAUUUUUUUAAGAGUUAAUUACUCUGCCUGGCUGUUUAAGGAGUCUGUUUCUAGAGUACCUAGACACUGAGAGAACAUACAAACACCUUCCAGACUAGUAGAAAUCAAAUUAAGGCCUCCACUGCAUAGCAGCAGAACACCCAUGCCAACCUUUCAUAUUAAAUACAGCUUAUUAAAAGGAGAAGGAUAUAGAGUUAAUCUCAAGCUGCAGGCAUACCUUCAGUUGUCUCAAUAGUGCCCUUAAGUCUCCCCAUAUUUCACCUGUUCAGAUGAUCAGAAGCCAAACAGGAAGAAAAAACCCUGAGCUGUGUAAAGAAAGUUCACAUAAUGCUCAGUUAGUUAGACUAUGAGUCAGCUUCCUGCUGAUUGGCUCAGAUCCACAUUCCUAAGGGGGGGGGUGAGUUCUUAGCAUUCUUGAGGGAGGGGGGAGCAGGAGAGGGGAGAGAGCAGAGAGCUGCGUGUCUCUGACAGAGGAAAACAGACACAACAAAUCUUUGGUUGCAGCAUUAAUGUGAGUGCUUAUGGCUGUAUUUACAUAGACCUUUCUGAUAAAGCUUACUGAGUUUUUACCUUUCCUUCUCCUUUAAGCUCAAUAGACCCCCAAAAGCCUAGCAGGCUUAAAUCCUGACAAACAUUUUUUUAUUGUUGGAUUCUUAAAAGCAGUGUUUUUUUAAAAGAUUAAAAAACAAAAACAUUGGUUACAAAUACAUUUUGUAUGUCGACAAUUAAAAAGUAAAUACUGUAA
This is a messenger RNA of Xenopus tropicalis (tropical clawed frog), 2438 nucleotides long. It is a transcript of the gene lyg2, whose product is annotated as lysozyme G-like 2. Gene Ontology annotation, biological process: peptidoglycan catabolic process. Lineage: Eukaryota; Metazoa; Chordata; Amphibia; Anura; Pipidae. The record is from RefSeq and is marked provisional. Gene Ontology annotation, molecular function: lysozyme activity.